This is a messenger RNA of Thunnus maccoyii (southern bluefin tuna), 2237 nucleotides long. Its product is annotated as somatostatin receptor type 2-like. Lineage: Eukaryota; Metazoa; Chordata; Actinopteri; Scombriformes; Scombridae. Gene Ontology annotation, molecular function: neuropeptide binding; somatostatin receptor activity. Bases 159 to 1271 code for a protein of 370 amino acids. The transcript has 3 exons. Gene Ontology annotation, cellular component: membrane; neuron projection. The record is from RefSeq and is a predicted model, not a curated record. Gene Ontology annotation, biological process: neuropeptide signaling pathway; cellular response to glucocorticoid stimulus; cellular response to estradiol stimulus.
AUUUAGACCGUCGCCAUCUUGGAUUUUUAGAGCCAGAAGUGAUGAAAAGUGACCAUAUUGGGACUAGAAGAAGUGGCGCAUUUUGUCAACAGUGAGAUUAAAUCCAACUGUAGGUGGGAUGUCAUAAUCCAUGUGAGACAGAAAGAGACUGAGGCAUCAUGGACUCCUGGAUCUUUCCAUCAUCCCCUCCGAACCUGUCGGAGCACCUCAUGUAUGACAGCUUCAUGCAGGGCAAUGAGUCAGACAUCCAUGGGAACUACACAGACCAUAGCUUCAACAGAACCAGCACGGUGGUCAUCACCUGCAUGUACUUUCUGGUUUGCACGGUGGGGCUCUGUGGAAACGCCCUCGUCAUCUACGUCAUCCUGCGCUACGCCAAGAUGAAGACAGUCACCAACAUCUACAUCCUCAACCUGGCAGUGGCUGAUGUGCUCUUCAUGCUUGGCCUGCCAUUCAUCGCCAUCCAGCUGGCGCUGGUCCAUUGGCCAUUUGGCCCAGUGCUCUGCAGGGUAGUGAUGACCGUCGACUCCCUGAACCAGUUCACCUCCAUCUUCUGCCUCAUGGUCAUGAGCAUCGACCGCUACCUGGCUGUGGUGCAUCCAAUUAAGUCCACAAAGUGGCGCAAGCCUCGCAUGGCCAAGACUAUCAACCUGACAGUGUGGGGGGUGUCUCUGAUGGUGAACCUGCCCAUCGUUAUCUACAGCGGCGUGAUCACAAAGCACGAUGGAUGCUUCUGCACCAUCGUGUGGCCUGAGCCUCAAGAGGCCUACUACACAGCCUUCAUGUUCUACACUUUCAUCCUGGGCUUCUUCCUGCCCCUCAUGGUCAUCUGCCUUUGCUACUUGUUCAUCAUCAUCAAGGUGAAGUCCUCAGGCAUCCGGGUGAGCUCCUCCAAGAGGAAGCGCUCAGAGAGAAAGGUGACUCGGAUGGUGUCCAUCGUGGUGGCAGUGUUCGUCUUCUGCUGGCUGCCUUUCUACGUCUUCAACGUCACCUCAGUGACGGGCACCAUCAGUACCACUCCCAUCCUCAGGAGCACCUUCGCUUUUGUGGUGGUUCUAGGAUAUGCCAACAGCUGUGCCAACCCAAUCCUCUAUGCCUUCCUGUCAGAGAACUUCAAGAAGAGUUUCCAGAAUGUUCUCUGUCUUAAGAAGGUGGGUGGGCUGGAUGAGGUGGAGCGCAGUGACAGCCGACAAGAUAAGUCUCGCAUGAUGAACGACCCCACAGAGACCCAAAGUACUCUGCUGAAUGGUGACCUGCAGACCAGCAUCUGAGGGGAAGGUGAUAGUACAGCCAUCUCUGUGCAACUGAAAACAGUCAGCCCUUUUCAAUCACUAAUCAGAAGGUAUAUUACUAAACAUUAAACAAGGAGCUCAAAAAUAGACGUGUCACUUGUUAAGGAGAAAACACAGACAGACAUGAAAAACAUGUUGAACUGCACUGUCCCUUUAUCCACCUCCAUUCAUUGUUGGGUUUCCCCGACCGUGAACAAAUCCAUUACAACAUAAUCAAAAGGUCAAAUGUUUGCUCUGUGCUGUAAAUGAAAUGAUAAUGAAAUCUGGACCUCAGUGUAUUGACUCUGACGUGGUAGAACGGACACUAACGUCCACUUACCGGUCCCCUGGGUGACAUGAAUGUCACCUGGAGACCCAAGAUUAUAUACAUAGUUUACAGCAGAGGGCCUGUGCCAAGUUUCCAUAGUUCUGUGUGAAAAUAUCACAACAAACCUGUGUGCUCGUAUGCUGUAAAACAGCAACAUGCUGUUGAUAAAACUGGCAUUUCUCUAUUUUCUUUCUGGAGAAUGUUUUGACUGUAGAUAUCUGUAUAAAAAACGGACAUACUGUCAGAGGAUUUUAUAUUUAGAGUUAUUCAGUUUGGCUGGCUUGUAAAUAAGUAAUGAUUUUUUUUUUCAGUUACAUAAUGUAAUAAGUGUCAGUGCCAUUGAUUCUGUUGUACAGCAGUAUGAUUUAAUGUGCGAGCAGUAUGCAGUUUUACAUUUGAUACAAAUGUAUUCAAAUGCAAAUGUGAAUAACAAUGUUAAGUCAGCGACCAACCAAAAAUGUAGGUCUGUGUUGCUUUUACCCUGCUUCAUAAUAGUUACAUGCAUAAUUUAUAUUUUGUUAAUGGUAAUGGCUAGGUCGAUAAUCCAAGCCAGCCUCUAACCAACGUGCUGCUAUCAUGUAUAGAAUUGAUUCUACUACAAUUAUGUACAGAAUUACAUAAAUGUCACCGUAUGCCUG